AUGGAAAAAGUGGGAACCCAGAAUCCAAACCUAGAGCCCUUCAUCACAAGGAAAAUGAAGCGAUCUUCAAAGGCAUCAGUUCAAAAAUCAGAUAAACCUCGCUCAGGAAAAGACUACAGAAUGCAUUUGUCCGAUAUUGGAAGGAGAAGGGCAAUACAAGAAGCUGUGAAAGAUAUUUCAGCUCAAAGGAUACAGAGAGCUUGGUUAUCUCAUAUAGACAAAACAAUAUUUCGACUCUUAAAGCACGCACUUUGUGCAGUGCAUCAUCAUCUAUUUCAGGAAUAUUGUGUGACACAUCAAAUCCUGAAGAAAGUGAGCCCCUUAGAGGCUGAGCUUCUGAAAGAUCCCAGCAUGAAGUGUAAAGUUAGAUUCAGGUUUAGUGGUGAAACGUUUCCACCUGUCAUUGUAUUUAAAAUUUUUCUUCAUAAUGAAGGCCAUGGUUACAAGUACUUCAGCGGAAAAAAUUUAUUUAAACCAUCAAAUGAGGGAGUGGCUGAUGCUUGCAAAAUGAUGGGGAAAAAGAAGUUUUACUGUCAAAUUAUGGAAGAUGAACAUCGUUUCCAGAAAUUCAAAGUAACUGAUGAAAUAGAUAUUGUCACCCUGAAAGAUUAUAUGCAAUAUUCCAGUCUCCUAGAUGAGACCCCUGCAUCUUCCGGUGGCAGAUGUAACUACUGGCGAAAAUUAAACCUCAAAAACAUCCCCAGGACCAUGAUAAUAUACGACAUAGUUGAUUAUGCAGAGUCUGGGAUCAUCUCAAGCCGUCUACAGAAAGUAAUGAAGUAUCUACUACAGAGACCAGGAACAGAAGAGAUGCGUCAGCACCAGCUACAGAUUGUUUCUGAAGUUAGACGCCCUUCAUCCUUUUCAGCUAUCAAACCUUUAUAUCGGCCCUACCAACAGCAGAAUCAAAUUAAACAUCUGGGUCGUCGAUCCAAGCAAGCUCAAAUGAAAGUUGAAAAAAUGAAAAAAGCUUUUAAGAUGGCUAAAGAAAAAAACGCUUCCAAGGUGACGGAACCACAAACAGACAAGCGAAGUACAAAGCAGCGACAGACGAUUAUCUUCUCUACCCCAUCUUUUAACAUUGUGAGAAUUGAUGAGCUCUCGCCCGAUGAGGAAUUGGAAAAACAGGAAGAGGAAUUAUUUGCCUGGUAUCAAGACUUGUGUAUUAAUAGUUCUCUGUCAUCUUAG
Molecule: messenger RNA, 1188 nt
Organism: Neogale vison (American mink)
Lineage: Eukaryota; Metazoa; Chordata; Mammalia; Carnivora; Mustelidae
Gene: CXHXorf58
Product: chromosome X CXorf58 homolog
Exons: 9
Coding region: 1-1188 (395 amino acids)
Source: RefSeq, a predicted model, not a curated record